UUUUUUUUUUUUUUUUAACAAAAUUGACAUAUUUCCGAAACAACCAAUAGUGCUUGUUUAAUUAUAGAUUAUACUUCUGCAGCAUAUGUCGCAUAAUUAUAAUACAUCUGACAGUUUGGGUUAAACGUAAAUUAUGAUUAUUCUUGAUGUUCCACGUUAACGGUUGUUCUGCUUUUAAUGACCUACAUUUAGCUGUAAGUUGAACCGCCGUCGUUCCUGGAUGACCCACCGUCUGCUCAUUUCCGAAAGCUUACGGAGAUUCACCGAGCAGCGACCAACCCCUCCCGCUCUCCCCCCCUCAUCGACUCUCCCCUCGGCUUUACUCCGAGGAGGAACCCGGUGCCCCCGGCUGAUCGUUUUCAAUUACGUUACCCCAAGAUGGAGGUUUGCAGAUGGCACUGCUAACGUUUUCGAGUCGCCGACACCGUCCCUAUGGCUUUCAUGACGCUUUUGUCAAGACAGGAGUGACUGUGUGCAAUCUUUUUGUCCAUUUUUGGGGGGGGUAUACUUUGGAGACACUGAGCUCCUGGUUUGGGUUGUGGCAGCCAUGAGCUCCGGGGAAGGAGCGGAGGAGACAACGAAGGACGCCAGAGAUAUCGAGGCGUUGUACAAGACCGAUGGAGCCCUCCCUAAGGAGCCAAAAGGAGAUGUAUCAAGCCAGAUAGCAGGCUACAGGAGAAAUGAGGAGAUGAGAGCGAUGGAAGUGCUUCCCAUCCUCAAAGAGAAAGUUGCUUUUCUGUCAGGAGGAAGAGACAGACGUGGUGGUCCAGUGUUAACGUUUCCAUCACGCAGCAACCACGACAGAAUACGAGCAGAUGACCUGAGGAGGCUGAUCGCCUACCUCGCCGGCAUCCCCAGCGAGGAGGUGUGUAAACAUGGCUUCACGGUCAUUGUUGAUAUGCGAGGCUCUAAGUGGGACAGCAUCAAGCCUCUGUUGAAGAUCCUGCAGGAGUCGUUCCCGUCCUGCAUCCACGUCGCGCUCAUCAUCAAACCGGACAACUUCUGGCAGAAGCAGAGGACCAACUUCGGCAGCUCAAAGUUCGAAUUCGAGACCACCAUGGUGUCACUAGAGGGCCUGACCAAAGUCGUGGAUCCCUCCCAGCUGACGGCAGACUUUGACGGCAGCCUGGACUACAACCACGAAGAGUGGAUAGAGGUGAGGGUGGCCUUCGAGGAGUUCUCCGGUCACGCCACACAGAUGUUGGCUCGGUUAGAGGAGAUGCAGGAAACCGUGUCGAGAAAGGACUUUCCCCAAGAUCUAGAAGGAGCCAGACAGAUGGUGGAGGAGCAUGCCACACUCAAGAAGAAGGUCAUAAAAGCUCCUAUAGAAGAGCUGGACACUGAAGGACAGAGGUUGCUCCAGCGCAUUCAGAGCAGCGAGUCCUUCUCUAACCGCAACGGCAGCAGUGGCGGCAGCGGCGGCGGCAGCAGCAGUAGCAGCGGUGGCAUUUGCAACGCCGACACCCAGGGCCUGGUGCCUCGGAUCACCCAGCUGCUGGACAAGCUGCACUCCACGCGACAGCAUCUGCACCAGUCCUGGCACGUCCGCAAGCUCCAGCUGGAUCAGUGCUUCCAGCUCCGCCUGUUCGAGCAGGAUGCGGAGAAGAUGUUUGACUGGAUCCUGCACAACAAGGGUUUGUUCCUGGCAGGCUACACAGAGAUUGGCAAGAACCACCCCCAAGCCGUGGAGCUGCAAACCCAGCACAACCACUUUGCAAUGAACUGCAUGAAUGUGUAUGUUAACAUCAAUCGGAUCGUGUCGGUCGGCAAGCGCCUGCUGGAGUCGGGUCACUACGCCUCCCAGCAGAUCAAGCAGAUCUCAGGCCAGCUGGAGCAGGAGUGGAAGGCGUUUGCCGCUGCCCUGGAUGAACGCAGCACAAUUUUAGAGAUGUCAGCCAGCUUUCACCAGAAAUGUGACCAGUACAUGAGUAAUGUGGAUUCGUGGUGUAAGGCGUGCAGUGAGGUGGAUUUGCCCUCUGAAUUGCAAGACCUUGAAGAUGCCAUUCACCAUCACCAAGGCCUGUAUGAACACAUCACCGCUGCCUACUCCGAGGUUAGCCAAGACGGAAAAGGCCUGUUGGACAAAUUGCAGCGACCUUUGACCCCUGGCAGUGCUGACUCACUAACGGCAUCAGCGAACUACUCCAAGGCGGUGCACCACGUCCUGGACAUCAUCCACGAGGUGCUGCACCACCAGAGACAGCUGGAGAACAUUUGGCAGCACCGUAAAGUGCGGCUGCACCAGCGUUUGCAGCUCUGUGUCUUUCAACAGGAUGUCCAACAGGUUUUGGACUGGAUAGAAAACCAUGGUGAGGCCUUCCUCAGUAAACACACAGGUGUGGGAAAGUCCCUCCAUCGAGCCCGAGCUCUACAGAAACGCCACGAGGACUUUGAGGAAGUGGCACAGAACACAUACACCAAUGCAGACAAGCUCCUGGAGGCGGCCGAGCAGCUGGCCCAGACGGGAGAGUGCGACCCAGAGGAGAUCUACCAGGCCGCCCACCAGCUUGAAGACAGAAUUCAAGACUUUGUUCGCCGCGUGGAGCAACGCAAAGUCCUGCUGGACAUGUCUGUCGCCUUUCACACGCACGUCAAAGAGUUGUGGACAUGGCUGGAGGACCUCCAGAAAGAGCUGCUGGAUGACGUUUAUGCAGAGUCUGUGGAAGCUGUCCAGGAUCUGAUCAAGCGUUUCAGUCAACAGCAGCAGACCACGCUGCAGGUUACUGUCAACGUCAUCAAAGAGGGAGAAGACCUGAUCCAGCAGCUCAGGGACUCUGCCAUCUCCAGCAACAAGACGCCCCACAACAGCUCAAUCAACCACAUCGAGAGCGUUCUCCAGCAGCUGGAUGAGGCCCAGGCACAAAUGGAGGAGCUCUUCCAGGAAAGGAAGAUCAAACUGGAGCUCUUCCUGCAGCUCCGCAUCUUCGAAAGAGACGCCAUUGAAAUUAUCUCUGACCUGGAGUCCUGGAACGAGGAGCUGACGGGUCAGAUGAAUGACUUUGAUACGGAGGACCUGACGCUGGCUGAGCAGAGGCUGCAGCACCACGCCGACAAGGCCCUGACCAUGAACAACCUUACCUUCGAUGUCAUCCACCAGGGACAGGAGCUGCUGCAGUACGUCAACGAGGUCCAGGCCUCUGGUGUAGAGCUGCUGUGCGAUCGAGAUGUUGACAUGGCAGCAAGGGUCCAGGAUUUGCUGGAGUUCCUUCAUGAAAAGCAGAAUGAGCUGGACUUGGCGGCUGAGCAGCACCGCAGACACCUGGAACAGUGUGUCCAGCUGAGACACCUGCAGGCUGAAGUCAAGCAGGUUUUGGGAUGGAUUCGGAACGGCGAGUCGAUGCUGAAUGCAGGUCUAAUUACAGCCAGCUCCCUGCAGGAAGCGGAACAACUGCAGCGAGAGCAUGAACAGUUUCAGCAUGCCAUCGAGAAAACCCACCAGAGCGCUCUGCAGGUGCAGCAGAAGGCAGAGGCUCUGCUCCAGGCCAACCACUACGACAUGGACCUGAUCAGAGACUGUGCAGAGAGCGUGGCUUCUCACUGGCAGCAACUCAUGCUGAAGAUGGAGGACCGACUAAAGCUGGUCAACGCCUCUGUGGCCUUUUACAAGACCUCUGAACAGGUGUGUAGUGUGCUGGAGAGCCUGGAGCAAGAGUACAAGAGAGAGGAGGACUGGUGUGGAGGAGCCGACAAACUGGGGCCCAACUGUGAAACGGACCACGUCACCCCGAUGAUCAAUAAGCACCAGGAGCAGAAGGAAGCUUUUCUCAAGGCGUGCACCCUGGCCAGAAGAAAUGCAGAUGUCUUUCUCAAGUACAUGCACAGGAACAGUGUGAGCAUGCCCGGGAUGCUGAGCCACGUCAAGGCACCAGAACAGCAGGUUAAAAACAUCCUCAAUGAGCUGCUGCAGAGAGAAAACCGUGUUCUCCACUUCUGGACGAUGAGGAAAAGGCGGCUGGACCAGUGUCAGCAGUACGUGGUGUUUGAGCGCAGCGCCAAACAGGCUCUGGACUGGAUUCAUGACACUGGCGAGUUCUACCUGUCCACGCACACGUCCACCGGCUCCAGUAUCCAUCACACACAGGAACUCCUGAAGGAGCACGAAGACUUCCACAUCACAGCCAAGCAAACAAAAGAGCGUGUGAAGCUGCUGAUCCAGCUGGCUGAUAGCUUCUGUGAGAAAGGCCACAGUCACGCCGGAGAAAUAAAAAAAUGGGUGACAGCUGUGGACAAACGCUACAGAGACUUUUCCCUACGCAUGGACAAGUACCGCUCCAGUCUGGAGAAAGCCUUGGGUAUCUCAUCAGACUCUAACAAGGCAAGUAAGGACCUCCAGCUGGACAUCAUCCCAGCCACUGCUCCGGGGUCAGAGGUUAAACUGAGGGAUGCUGCCGCGCACGAGCUGAACGAGGAGAAACGCAAGUCGGCACGGAGGAAGGAAUUCAUCAUGGCUGAGCUGAUUCAGACAGAAAAAGCCUAUGUAAGAGACCUGAGGGAAUGCCUGGAAACCUACCUGUGGGAGAUGACCAGCGGCGUUGAGGAGAUUCCCCAUGGAAUCGUCAACAAGGAGCACAUCAUCUUUGGAAACAUGCAGGACCUCUAUGAAUUCCACCAAAACAUCUUUCUUAAAGAAUUAGAGAAAUAUGAGCAGCUACCAGAGGAUGUUGGGCAUUGCUUUGUCACAUGGGCUGAUAAGUUCCAGAUGUAUGUGAACUAUUGUAAAAACAAGCCUGACUCCACCCAGCUCAUAUUAGAGCAUGCUGGAAACUAUUUUGAUGAAAUCCAACAACGGCACCAGCUGACCAACUCCAUCUCUUCCUAUCUGAUCAAGCCGGUGCAGAGAAUCACCAAGUAUCAGCUCCUGCUGAAGGAGCUGCUGACAUGCUGUGAAGAAGGUAAAGGAGAGAUCAAGGACGGCCUGGAAGUGAUGCUUAGUGUUCCUAAGAAAGCCAACGAUGCCAUGCAUCUCUCUAUGCUGGAAGGAUUUGAUGAAAACAUUGAAUCACAGGGAGAGCUCAUUCUCCAGGAUUCAUUCCAAGUCUGGGAUCCCAAGACUCUGAUCCGUAAGGGUCGAGAGCGACACCUCUUCCUCUUUGAGAUGUCUCUAGUCUUGAGCAAAGAGGUCAAGGACUCUAAUGGCAGGAGCAAGUACAUCUACAAGAGCAAACUCUAUACGUCAGAGUUGGGGGUGACGGAGCACGUUGAAGGAGACCCGUGUAAGUUUGCUUUAUGGGUGGGACGCACCCCAACCUCAGACAACAAGAUUGUGCUCAAGCUAAGUCAGGGAUCCAAACAUGGAGCAACGGCUUCAAAUAUUGAGAACAAGCAAGACUGGAUCAAACACAUCAGGGAGGUGAUCCAGGAGCGCACCAUUCACCUGAGAGGAGCUCUAAAGGAGCCCAUUCAUAUUCCCAAAGCAACCACAGCAAAGCAUCACAAGGGACGAAGGGAUGGAGAGGACUUCGACAGCCAGGGUGAAGGCAGCAGCCAACCAGACACCAUCUCUUUGGCAUCUCGCACCUCUCAGAACACACUGGACAGCGACAAACUGUCGGGUGGCUGUGAUCUGACGGUGGUGAUACAUGACUUCAUAGCCGGCAACAACAACGAGCUGACGGUGCGGCGCGGUCAGACGGUGGAGAUUCUGGAGCGAUGUCAUGACAAACCAGACUGGUGUCUGGUCCGGACCACAGACCGCUCUCCUACCCAGGAGGGUCUGGUUCCCAGCUCCACACUCUGCAUAGCCCACUCCAGGUCGUCCAUGGAGAUGGAGGGCAUCUACAACCACAAAGACACUCUGUCAGUGUGCAGCAAUGACUCCGUUAUGCCUGGAUCAUCCGCUACGCUCCAACCGGGUCAUGGCAUCGGCUCCCACACCUCACCGGGGCCAAAACGACCAGGGAACACACUACGAAAGUGGCUCACCAGUCCCGUGCGCCGGCUAAGCAGCGGCAAGGCGGACGGCCACGUGAAGAAGCUUGCCCACAAGCACAAGAAAAGCCGUGAUGUGAGGAAGAGCGGGGAGAUGACGAUGGGCUCCCAGAAAGACUCGGAUGACAGCGCUGCCACUCCUCAGGAUGAAACUCUGGAGGAGAGGGUUCGUAACGAGGGCCUGUCAAGCGGAACGUUGUCCAAGUCUAGUUCUUCAGGCAUGCAGAGCUGCGGCGAGGAGGAGGGUGAGGAAGGUGCUGACUCAGUACCUCUGCCUCCACCAAUGGCCAUCCAGCAACACAGCCUGCUGCAGCCGGACUCGCAGGAUGACAAGACGUCUUCUCGUCUGUCAGUCCGUCCAUCUAGUUCAGAGACACCCAGUGCUGCGGAGCUGGUGAGCGCCAUCGAGGAGUUGGUCAAAAGCAAGAUGGCUCUUGAGGACAGACCCAGCUCUCUAUCAGUUGACCAAGGAGACAGCAGCUCCCCCUCCUUCAACCCCUCUGACAACUCCCUGCUGUCCUCCUCCUCCCCCACCGAGGAGAUGGACGAACGCCGGAACAAUGUCCUCAAGAAAAGACAAUACAUUCUGCUGGAGUUGGUGGAGACCGAGCGAGAUUACGUCAGAGAUCUCUGCCUGGUGGUGGAGGGCUACAUGAGCAGGAUGAAGGAGGAGGGUGUCCCUGACGACAUGAAGGGGAAAGACAAAAUUGUGUUUGGCAACAUUCAUCAAAUCUACGACUGGCACAAAGAUUUCUUCCUCAGAGAGUUGGAGAAGUGUCUGGAAGACCCUGACAGACUGGGACCACUAUUUCUCAAACAGGAACGAAGGUUAAACAUGUAUGUGAUGUACUGUCAAAACAAGCCCAAGUCAGAGCACAUUGUCUCAGAGUACAUCGACACAUACUUUGAGGACCUGAAGCAGCGGCUGGGACAUAGGCUGCAAAUCACAGACCUGCUCAUCAAGCCUGUCCAAAGGAUCAUGAAGUACCAGCUGCUGCUCAAGGAUUUCCUCAAACACUCCAUAAAGGCUGGUCUAGAGUCUGUGGAUUUAGAGAAAGCUGUGGAGGUCAUGUGCAUCGUGCCAAAAAGGUGUAAUGACAUGAUGAAUGUUGGUCGGCUUCAGGGAUUUGAUGGAAAGAUUGUAGCUCAGGGCCGCCUUUUGCUUCAAGACACAUUCAUGGUGUCUGAUCCAGAGGGCAGUCUGCUCGGCCGGAUGAAGGAGAGGAGAGUGUUCCUGUUUGAGCAGCUCGUUAUCUUCAGUGAGCCCCUGGAUAAGAAGAAAGGUUUCUCUCUGCCAGGCUUCCUCUACAAGAACAGCAUCAAGAUAAGCUGUUUGGGUCUGGAGGACAGUGUAGAAGGUGAUCCCUGCAAGUUCAUUCUUACCUCUCGGUUAACCAACGGCACUCUGGAGUCCUUUGUGCUGCACUCCUCCCACCCAGGGGUGCGGGAGGUGUGGACCCUUCAGAUCAGCCAGAUACUUGAGAGUCAACGCAACUUCCUCAAUGCUCUGACCUCACCAAUAGAGUACCAGAGGAACCAUGUAGGGGCGAGCAGCGGCCCAUGUGUACCCAACGUGGGAGCUGCAGGUGGAGGCAGCAGUGGAGUUGGAAACUCACAAAAUUGCUCCAUCCCUUCCGGACCCCUGGGUGGCUCUCGUCGGCCUUCCAGGAUCCCACAACCCUCUCGUCUGCCCCAACCCCUACGCCAUCACCCCGGGGGCGAUACCGACAGCCCCAACAAGAUGUCAGGUUUGUCCCCUCGUCCUGCCCCUGCUCCCCUGCUCCCUCCAGGGGGUAGCCCGCAGGGAAAGCACCACAUCCAGACCCCAGAGGACCAAGCUCAGACCCCCACUCCUGCCAGCACUGUGACCCCUGUCCCUCGUGCCAUGGUUGAGCCUCUGCCCUCCACACCAACUCCCAAACCACGGCCAGGAGCCGUGUCCCCUAUGGCCUCACCCCUUGCCACUCCUGCAUUUGGCAAGGACGCUCUUCCUCCUCCCCCUCCUAGUCCGGGCCAAAAGUCCGGAUCUGGAUUCUGGAGCUCCAUGCUGGGCUCUCCAGCCAGCCGCCCUGGCUCGUUCACCUUCUCAGGGGAGGCAGGGGAAACUCCAAUCCGUCAGAGCUCAAACCAGAUCCAAACUGGUUCUGGCAGCCAAACCCACAGACACUCCACGCACAGCAAGGAAGCUGAUCGCAUGAGUACGUGCUCAUCAGCCAGUGAGCAGUCCAUCCAGUCCACCCAGAGUAACGGGAGUGAAAGUAGCAGCAGCAGUAGCGUGUCCACCAUGUUGGUGACCCAGGACUACAUGGCUGUGAAGGAGGAUGAGAUCAGCGUCAUUCAGGGCGAGGUGGUCCAGAUUUUGGCCAGCAACCAACAGAACAUGUUCCUGGUGUUCAGGGCGGCUACGGAGCAGGGCCCCGCUGCCGAGGGCUGGAUCCCCGGCUUUGUGCUGGGACACACCUCGGCCAUUGUCUCCGACUGCUCCGACGGGCCCAUCAAUAGGAAGUCUUCUUCCUGGCACACAUCCCUGCGCAUCCGGAAAAAGUCUGAGAAAAAGGAAAAAGAGGCAAAAAAAGAGACAAAGCUGGAAAAUGGGUACAGGAAGUCCAGAGAUGGACUGGCCAAUAAAGUUUCUGUAAAGCUCCUAAACCCAAACUACAUCUAUGAUGCUCCCCCAGAAUUCCUUGUGCCUUUGAGUGACGUUACCUGUGACAACGGAGAAAGCGUCACCCUCAGGUGUAAGGUUUGUGGUCGACCCCGCGCUAAUGUCGCCUGGAGGGGACCCGACCAGAACAACCUCACCAACAACGGACACUUUAGCAUCACCUACAAUGACGCAGGCGAAGCUACGCUGCGGAUAAUCGGCACGGGCUCGGAGGAUGAUGGCAUUUACACUUGUGUGGCAACCAAUGAACUGGGCAGCGUAGCCUCAUCAGCUAGCCUCAGGGUGCUGGCCGUGUCUGCUGAUGGAGUCCGAGUGAGCUGGAAGGACAACUUUGAGUCUCACUACACUGAAGUGGUUGAACUGGGAAGGGGUCGUUUCUCGGUCGUAAAGCGCUGUGACCACAGAGGCACCAAACGUACAGUCGCUGUUAAACAGGUAAACAAGAAGCUGAUGAGAAGAGACCGAGUGACGCAGGAACUCAAUCUCCUCCAGAGACUCCAACACCCCCACAUAGUGAGCCUGAUAGACACAUAUGAGACCUCCAGCAGCUACGUCGUAGUCCUGGAGAUGGCUGAUCAGGGCCGUCUCCUUGACUACAUAGUGAGCUGGGGGAAUCUGACAGAAGAGAAAGUGGCCGGCUACCUGCGGCAUAUCUUAGAAGCUUUACAGUACUUGCACAACUGCAGAAUAGUACACCUGGAUGUGAAACCUGAGAACUUGCUGGUUGCCCACAACACCAGCGGCCAGCCAAUAGUCAAACUCACAGACUUCGGUGAUGCUGUCCAGCUCAACAGUGCCCACUACGUUCACCCGCUGCUGGGCAACCCUGAGUUUGCCUCUCCAGAGUUGGUCCUGGGAGAAGCUGUGUCGCUGACCUCUGACCUGUGGAGUCUGGGCGUGGUGACUUACGUGCUGCUGAGCGGCGCUUCCCCUUUCCUUGACGAGAGUGCAGAGGAGACUUGCCUUAACAUCUGCAGGUUGGAUUUCAGCUUUCCCGCAGAUUACUUCCAGGGUGCCAGCCAGGCGGCUCGGGACUUUGUCUGCCUGCUUCUAAAGACCGACCCAGGCAGGAGACCUCCGGCUGGGCUCUGCCUCCAGGAGCCAUGGCUGCAGGCUGGCCAGGGUGAAGGUCGAGCCCGAGCAGAGAGCUGCCUGGACACCUCGCGCCUCAUUUCUUUUAUAGACAGGAGAAAACAUCAGACUGAUGCUCGGCCCAUCGGAGGAGUAAGGAGCUUCAUUCAAAGUCGCCUUCAGUCUCGAGUUUGAACACAUCUCUGCCCCACCAACAUGAUCAUCGCUGGUAAAAACAAGACAAACGCUGGCGAGGUUGUGGGGCCUGCAGGUUUGAUUGUCAAGAUCUAAAAAAAAAAAAAAAAAAAAUAGGGAAACAAUGAAUGCUGAUCUUAUCCUCUUUCACAAAGCUUAAUGAAAUCCUGUAGUCCUGUUAGCAAAACGGGGCCUUUCACCACAUUAAUUAAUGGACGCCCUCGUCUACUGCUGCUUGCUGGUUAUAACUCAAAACAGAUUUUAUAGUCAAGUGAACAAAAUAAUCUUUAAAACAUAUUAUGAAGUAACUUAUUUUCCUUUGAAAGUUGAAGCUGAUCAGAGGAGCCGUUUGAUCAAGCCUUGCACAGACGCAGAGCUUUCAGGAGAAAGCGAUGCCAGCAGAGCUAGUGCUAAUGCUAAGGUUGGGCACAGACAUUGUGUGUCUGUGCUCUUUUACACUAAAACUGCAACUCUGAUACUUCAGAGAAGCAGAUCUUUCUUAUAGAAACAAUGUAUAGAAAAGUACUGUCUGUUUGCAAGUUUAAAAAAAGGUAGAAAAUGCUCAUCGGUUGAAAGUUGCUGUGCUACAUUUGGACUCUGUAGACACAUGAAAACGCUGAGCUUUUUGAUGGCUGCGCUUACAAAACAUACAGGAUCUAAGAUACCAUGGUAACCACGUCGAGAGUAACGAUGCUGCACUGUCCAACCUGAGAAGGAACAACAGACAUCCAUCAUUUGCUUUCCUUAGAACAAAAGUCGUGUUGCGCAGAAAUGACAUGUUUAAGCCUUACUUUGUAUAUAGACUUCUGCCUUCUGUCCCCUCACAUUCACAACAGACUUGUGCUUUCGGACGGCAGUGACUGCCAAUCAGAUGAGUGAAUGUGAAGGCCGAGGAGGAUAAAUGACUGUAAAUGCACUCAUUGUAUGUUAUGUUUGAUUAUCAUGUGCAAUGUUGCGGCUUUAACAUUUUAUGCAACUAUUUAUGAAGACAGCUGUCGUAUCUGUAAUAAAUCUAGAGAAAAGCAUGUACUUGGUACUGCGAGCACUGCUGGUAGUUUGUGUUUAUUUGAUCCUUGAGUGUUACGACUGCCAGGCCACGUUAGGGUCAUAAUCUACAAUCAUGGUUUGAUCAAAAAUAAUUUAACUCUUUUUGUACUGUAUGCCUCUGUAGUAUUGGUACACCAAAGUUGCUCUAGCUUUAUAGUACUUAAUAAAAAGGUUUUAUUGUUGCUAUGUUUCACUUGAGUUAGAUAAUCAAUGAUCAUGUGAAAUGGAUUGUUUACAAAAGUAAAAAAAAACUUCAGAGAAAAACUCUUAGUUUGGUCUCUAGGCCUUUAUUAGAAGGCAGGAGAUUAAAGGAAGACUUAAUUAAUCUUGUAAUUCACUGAAUAGAUUAAGAGUUGAACACAAAAUUUUAUUUACAAAAUGGUGUUCUAACUUUAUGUACAAAUAAUUGUUGCCAAAUUAUUUCUUCCAGAAAUUCCUCUAUUUAAAAGAAAAAAAAACAAAACCCUGAAAAUGGUUCAAAAUGUAUAGCAUCCUUGGAAAUUUAAAGACAGCUAUAAUAAAAACAGACAUGUGGGGUUAGGAUGUGUCUUGUUAAUACAGAAAUCAGCCCCGUUAGCUUUUUAUUUAUCUGGAAAGUUGUGCACAGGCCAUUAAAAAACAAGGAAACUUGGACUGGAUACCUCAGUUAAGGGUUUUUAUUUUUCUCCCCUCAUUGUUUUGUCUUUUCUUGUAUUGGUUUCCUGUUUUUGUUUGAUAAAUUACACAUUUGCUACUUUUUUUUUUUAUCUUUGCAUGUAUAUUUCUUUGUACAGAUCAUACAUAUUUUCUCCUGUAAAUAUUCUCAUUUUGCCAUCAGUCAUUUGAAAAUUAAACAUCAUGAACACA
This is a messenger RNA of Melanotaenia boesemani (Boeseman's rainbowfish), 11752 nucleotides long. RefSeq names its product trio Rho guanine nucleotide exchange factor a (gene trioa). The transcript is spliced from 63 exons. The record is from RefSeq and is a predicted model, not a curated record. Gene Ontology annotation, cellular component: cytoplasm. Gene Ontology annotation, biological process: protein phosphorylation. Bases 548 to 9859 code for a protein of 3103 amino acids. Gene Ontology annotation, molecular function: protein kinase activity; guanyl-nucleotide exchange factor activity; ATP binding. Lineage: Eukaryota; Metazoa; Chordata; Actinopteri; Atheriniformes; Melanotaeniidae.